AUGUCUUUCUUUCCUUUCUUUCUUUCCUUCUUUCUUUUAGCCACCCAUCCAUCCAACAGACCAUCUAUCUAUAACAUCCAUUCUUUCUUUCUUUCUUUCUUUCUUUCUUUCUUUCUUUCUUUCUUUCUUUUAUCCAUCCACCCGUCCGUCAUUUCUUUAUUUCUUUCUUUCGUCUGUUAUACAUCCAUCCAUCUUUUUCUUUCAUCGUUUCUACGUUUCUUUCUUCCUUUCUUUUAUUCACCCAUCAAUCCAAUCGACCAUUUAUCUAUAACACCCAUCAGAGCAUUCAUUCAUUCAUUCAUUCAUUCUUUGUUUCUUUCUUUUAUGCAUCCAUCCAUCCAUUCAUCCAUCCAUCCAUCUUUUUCUUUCAUCAUUCUUUCUUUCUUUCUUUCUUUCUUUGUUUUAUCCACCUAUCUAGCCAUCAUUUCUUUAUUUCUUUCAUUCGUCUUUUAUACAUCCAUCCAUCCAUACAUCGUCCAUCUUUUCUUUCUCCUUUCUUCCUUCCCUUCCAUCUUUCUUUUGUCCACCCACCCAUACAACAACCAUCUAUCUAUAACGCCGAUCCUUUCUUUCUUUCUUUCCAGACGUAUAACGAAAAAACAGGAAAAAAUCUUCUUACCUACAUCCGGGUUCUUUACUUUUUCUUCUUACACUGCCUCCCCUUUCCUCUGCUAUCUCUUCCUCCACCUUCUCCUUCUUCUCAAAAUAUCUCCUCAUAACUUCUUAUCUAGUCAUAGUUUCUUCAUUAUUCUCCCUCUGAUGUCUCCUCUCCAUCCCCAUUUUCUUUUCUACCCAUGGGCUCUUCUUCUUUUCUUCAUCUUCCUCCACUCUCCUCCUCUUCCUCUCUCUUCUUUUUCUCAAAUGUAUAUUCGUAUUUCCAUAACCAGACUGUUGAUUAUCUAUCUAUCUAUCUAUCUAUCUAUCUAUCUAUCUAUCUAUCUAUCUGAGACUGUUGAUUAUCUAUCUAUCUAUCUAUCUAUCUAUCUAUCUAUCUAUCUAUCUAUCUAUCUAUCUAUCUGGAAUAUGUGGUGGAACAGCUAG
This is a messenger RNA of Acanthosepion pharaonis, 1041 nucleotides long. Lineage: Eukaryota; Metazoa; Mollusca; Cephalopoda; Sepiida; Sepiidae. The record is from the annotation of a GenBank genome assembly.